Molecule: messenger RNA, 945 nt
Organism: Hemisphaericaspora subhashii
Lineage: Eukaryota; Fungi; Ascomycota; Pichiomycetes; Serinales; Debaryomycetaceae
Exons: 1
Coding region: 1-945 (314 amino acids)
Molecular function (GO): FMN binding
Source: RefSeq, a predicted model, not a curated record
AUGUUACAGUGCAAUUAUCAAGCUCCAUGGGUUUCUAGCUUCAACUAUUGCAUAGAUCGUGAACUUGCAGCUAGUGAUAAUAAACAACCAUUCAUAACUUUCCAAUUAGCCACUAUAGAUAAUGAAACUGGUUUUCCUCAUAAUAGAACUUUAGUUUAUCGAGGUUGGUUAUUUAAUAAUAAAUCAUCAAAUGUAAUUACAUUCACAACUGAUAAAAGAAUGAAUAAAUAUCGAGAAUUAUUAGCUAAUGAUAAAUUUGAAGCAGUAUUUUAUUUUAGUCAUAUCAAGAAACAAUUUAGAUUUAGAGGUAAAGCAAGAAUAAUUAGUGAUGAAUAUCUUCCAAUUAUUGAUUUAGAUGCUUUAUCACUUUGUCAAUUUAUGCAAGAUACAGAUCUGAUUAUGACAACUGCCACUGAUCAACAAUCACAAUCACAACAAUCACACCAACAAGAAGAAGAAGAAGAAGAAGAAGUAAUAGUACCAACACCACGACAGGAAGAACCAAUUAUGAAUCAUACUAAAACAAACGGUAAUGGUGUACAACACAUUGAAGUCCAAAAACAACCAAUUUCUUCCCCAAUAUUAUCUCCAAGCAUAGCAAGUUAUAGUAUUAUCGAUGAUUAUACAUCAAUAGAAUUUGUUCCUCCAACUGAAGAUGAAUGGCAUGAAGAAAUUGAAAGACAAUGGAAUCAAUUAUCAAAACAAUUGAAAAAAUCAUUUAGAAAACCAUCUCCAAAACAACCUAUAACUGAUGCUAAUGCAAAAUUAAUUAGUUCAAUUAAUCGUGGAGUUGAUGGUAAGAAAGAUGAAGCUGGAUUGAAAAAUUUUGCUGUUGUUGGAUUAUUUGUUGAUUAUGUGGAUUUUUAUGAAUUGGAUAAAGAUAGAAGAUAUAUUUAUGAAAAUGAUGAAUAUCAUCAAUGGCUAGAACAAGAAGUAUGUCCAUAG